UGGGUUAGUUAACGCUCACUAAUGGAGUGUGGAGAUUUUUUUAGGAGUAGUGUUAAUAAUGUGUGUUUAAGCUGUGCUGUGUGUUUGACGGGUUUGACAGGGUGAAGUCGGUCAGGCGGUGUUCAGAGUGAGCAGAGAGAGAGGGAGAGAGCGGGCGGGGAAGCAAAGAGAGACACAGAGAGACUGAGAGCUAGUCCGGAGCGUCUCGCCGGUUAGAGGACAGAUACAGACACGGGCAGGGUUUUACACCUAGUUAACUACUCUACAGAAAACUAUACUGUCUUAUAAUGUGAAUAGUAGACGCCGGACUCACACAGAGCCGCGGUGUAGACGGGGUUUAGGGAAUAAAUCAUGGUUGUUUCUUAGCUAAGCAGCGCUAGCGCUAGUGGAGGCUCCGGUGUAGCUAGGUUAUGUUAGCUCAGCUCGCUCUCUCUCUGGGCUUGUUUUAGGGUGAACAGAGAGGAGCGGCGGUUUAAACUCAAGUUAAAUCAGAGCUGUGAACAGUGGUGAAAUUAUCUCGGACGCCGGUCCCCUUCGCCCCGUGUGCCCGGCCGCUGACGGACAGUCAGACCGGCAGAGAGCAUGGACACGCAGGGGAGGAUAGCAGCCAGCCCGGCGGACACAGCGGACUUCACCGUGGAGAACGUGGAGAAGGCUCUGCACCAGUUGUAUUAUGACCCCAACAUUGAGAAUAAGAACCUGGCUCAGAAGUGGCUGAUGCAGGCUCAGAUCUCCCCUCAGGCCUGGCAGUUCUGCUGGGCUCUGCUCAGUCCAGACAAGGUCCCAGAGAUCCAGUACUUUGGCGCCAGUGCCCUCCACACCAAGAUCUCCCGCUACUGGGGGGAUAUUCCCGCUGAGCAGUAUGACACCCUGAAGACACAGCUCUUCUCUCAGAUCGCCCUGUUUGCCUCUGGCUCCAAGAUCGUUCUCACACGCCUGUGUGUGGCUCUGGCUUCACUGGCCCUCAACAUGAUGCCCGAGGCGUGGCCAGGUGCCGUAUCUGAGAUGGUGCGCAUGUUCCAGGAGGAGGGAGGUGGAGUGGAUGGUCGUGCCCGCUGCCUGGCCCUGUUGGAGCUGCUCACUGUGCUGCCAGAGGAGUUCCAGACCAGCCGGUUGCCUCAGUACCGCAAGGGGCAGGUGCGGGGAGCCCUGGGGCGAGAGUGGGCCGCAGUGUACCCGCUCCUCCAGCAGCUGCUGCGCCAGCCUGACUCACCAGCAUUGGUUAAAGCGAGAGUGCUCAAGUGCCUGUCCAGUUGGGUACUCCUGGAUGUGCCACUUAGUGAGAGUGAGGGCCUGUUGGAGGCAGGAUUCGCCGCCCUCUCUGACCCAGAGCUCUUCGACACAGCCGUGGAGGCCAUUGUCAACGCAAUCUCGCAGCCCGACUCACAGAGGUACGUGAACACAUUGCUGAAGCUGGUUCCACAGGUGCUGCAGCUACAAGAGCAGUUACGUGAAGCUGUACAGAAUGGAGACAUGGAAACAUCACAUGGGAUCUGCCGAAUCGCAGUCUCUCUAGGAGAGAACCAUUCCAGGACGCUGCUGGAGCAGGUGGAGCACUGGCAAAGUUUUUUGGCACUGGUCAAUAUGAUCAUGUUCUGCACAGGAAUCCCUGGACACUACCCGGUCAACGAAACCACAAGCUCCCUCACUCUCACUUUCUGGUACACACUACAGGAUGACAUCAUGUCCUUUGAAGCAGAGAAACAGGCUGUCUAUCUCCAAGUGUACAGGCCCGUGUAUUUCCAGCUGGUGGACGUCCUGCUCCAUAAAGCCCAGUUCCCCACUGAUGAAGAGUACGCCUCCUGGUCCUCUGACGAGAAAGAGCAGUUCAGGAUUUACAGGGUGGACAUAUCAGAUACGCUGAUGUAUGUCUAUGAGAUGCUCGGAGCAGAGCUGCUUAGUAAUCUUUAUGACAAGCUAGGCAGACUGCUUACCAAUGCAGAACAACCAACGUCCUGGCAGCACACAGAGGCUCUACUCUAUGGUUUUCAGUCCAUAGCAGAAACGAUAGACGUGAACUACUCAGAUGUCAUUCCUGGCCUGAUUGGCCUUAUUCCCCGAAUCAACAUUAACAACGUGCAGCUUGCAGACACAGUCAUGUUUACUAUAGGUGCACUGGCAGAAUGGUUAGCAGAUCACCCGGUGAUGCUGAGCAGUGUGUUGCCCUUGGUGCUGCAGGCUUUGGGAAAUCCAGACCUGUCUGUGUCCAGUGUGUCCACUUUAAAAAAAAUCUGUAGAGAGUGCAAAUACGACCUGCCCCCUUACGCCACAAACAUAGUUGCAGUGUCACAGGAAGUGCUUAUUAAACAGAUCCACAAGACGAGUCAGUGUAUGUGGCUGAUGCAGGCUUUAGGCUUUCUGUUAUCUGCUCUGCCAGUAGAGGAUAUUCUGAGGAAUCUUCACUCACUCAUCACUCCCUACAUCCAGCAACUGGAGAAACUGGCUGAGGAGACGCCGAAUCCCUCCAACAAACUGGCUAUCAUCCACAUUUUGGGCCUGCUUUCCAACCUCUUCACCACGCUCGACAUCACCAAGCAGGAGGACGAGUCUGGAGAGAGUGUGCCACCUGUCAAAUCAACGGUGCCACAAACUGGUCCCAACCCAGUGGUGGUGGUGCUGCAGCAGGUCUUUGCCCUCAUUCAGACAGUCCUUAGUAAAUGGCUGAAUGACUCACAGGUUGUAGAGGCUGUGUGUGCUAUCUUUGAAAAGUCAGUCAAGACUCUACUCCAUGACUUUGCUCCUAUGGUGUCUCAACUGAGUGAGAUGCUUGGCCAGAUGUACAGCACUAUCCCACAGGCCUCUGCGCUGGAUCUGACACGCCAGAUGGUGCAUAUAUUUGCCAGUGAGACAGACCACUUUCCUCCGAUCAAAGCCCUGUUUGAGUUAGUCACCUCUGUCACACUCACCAUCUUCCAGCAAGGGCCCAGGGAUCAUCCUGAUAUUGUUGAUUCAUUUAUGCAACUCCAAGCUCAGGCUCUCAAACGGAAACCCGAUUUGUUCUUAUCUGAGAGUCUCGAUGUGAAAGCGGUGUUUCACUGUGGAGUCCUGUCACUCAAAUUUCCAGAGGCCCCAACAGUAAAGUCUACCUGCCUGUUCUUUACUGAGCUGCUACCACACUGUGCAGACAUCCCUCCUGUGGGUCAGGUGGUGCAGCAAGAUGGCAAACUCCUGCUGCUGGCUGUACUGGAGGCCAUCGGUGGUCAGUCUUCACGCAGUUUAAUGGACCAGUUUGCAGAGGUGCUGUUCUCUAUGAAUAAGCACUGCUUUGGACUGCUCACUGUGUGGCUCAAAGAAGCCCUGCAGUCUCCAGGCUUCCCCUCCUCCCGCGUAUCAGACGAACAGAAAGACACCUUCAGCCAGCAAGUCCUCAGGGAGCGAGUGAAUAAACGGCGUGUGAAGGACAUAGUUAAAGAGUUCACUCUGGUAUGUCGAGGUUUGCAUGGGACAGAAUACGCAGCAGAGUACUGAAGAGCCCGCAACCAAUCUCCCUCCCUCCACCCACCCCCCCCACCCCCCGAGUCCAAAGCGAUCCAAAACUACAAUUCCAAGCAGCCCCGACUGGAAACUCCACUCAGAGAUGAGCAGUGAUGAAGUGAUAGCCUGACAAACAGAAUCCGUUCAGAGCAUGCACUGUAAGGACCACAGAAGAACGCUCUGUCUCGUUUCGAUCUUUUCUCUUUUUUAAUUUUUUCUUCCGCCUUGCUCUCGCUGGCCUGUUGCUGGACAUCUGGAAGGUGGUCAGUGCUGCCUGUUUUUGAGUGGCAGAAUUUUUCAUAUGAAGCCCAUCUCUCUGCCUUCCCCCUCACCUCCACCCCUGCAGCAUGUGGAUUGUAACUCUUUCACCUCCUUUUCUCACGUUUCCUUGAUCUUCCGUGGCUCCUAGGCUGUUUUCCUUGUGACAAUUUGACAAUGUACGAACAAAGAACCUAGUAGUAAUUAAAUGUUUUAUUUUUUAAUUUAGAGAUACUGAAAGCUAAAUAAGUAUAUACACACAUAUAUUUAAAUCUAUAUAUAAACACUUAUAUAUCUAGCAAACCACGGGAGGUGUGUGUGUGCGUAUGCGAGUCCUUAUAGCUACUGCUACUGACAGAGAGAGGGACCAAUGAAGAACGAUUUUUGUUUUUGUUCUCUGUGGCUUUAUAUAUAUAUAAAUAUAUAUAUCUAUAUAAUAUGUCUACCUAACCACCUCCACUCACACCAUUAUGCUGCCAAACGUUGUGAACUUUGUCAUGUGUCUUAGAUUUUUUUUUUUUUUUUUUAAUAUUGUGAUGAAUUAUUUUUGAUAUGUGAAAUUAGCACACACAUGAGACUGGCAAGAACUAAUGUUGGGAGUAUGACGUUACGUUGUACAAACAUCAGACGUUUGCAGUCAUGGAAGAAGAUACACAACUCACUACUAGGUUUCUGCUCUGCUCAUGGUGUCCACUGGGGGAAGCUACUGGGAGCCCUGGAUGGCUUUGGAUAAACCUACCUGUGAAUGUUCCCUGUGUGUCUUUUCAGAAUGUGUGUAUAGUUUCCACAGCAUUUGUGAAGACAGGAGGAGCAGUCACAUCCGUAACUGUGAGCUGUGCACCCAACACUGUAACGCCAAGCGGAAAUCUUAUUUAUCAUGUUUUAGAACCACAAAUGGUCCUUUAGCGCGCGUGUGUGUAUGUGCGCGCGUAUGCGCAUGUGCCUUUGUACACCUGCGUGUGUGAGGGCUUGUCCAAACUGCAGCCUCUGUAGACUUUUGAGUGCACUUAUUAAGAAACUGAACACAAACCCCUUACUACGACGUCCUUAUAUUUUCCCGCUGUUCGAGGUACCUGUAAUGGACACUGCUGUGGCCAGGCCUCUCUCUGUCCCAGUCUACUGCCCGGCCGCUGCCUGCAAACAUGUAGCAUGUGUGUUUUAACCUUUUGGGCUGGAGAAUCCGGUGUGCAGCAAGCGAAUGUGUCGUGAGCAUUUAGCAGGUUAGGGUGUGGUCUCCUCCUGCAUGUGCUUACCAGUGGUGAUAGAUUCUAGAGGAAGGGAGGGGAUGAUAAUAGAAGGGGUGACAUGUACAUGUUUUUUUUCUUAUUUUUUCUUUUGUACUUUGUUUUAAUUUAUUAAAUAUAUCUAAGAUGGCAUCA
Astyanax mexicanus (Mexican tetra) is the source of this 5111-nucleotide messenger RNA. It is a transcript of the gene ipo13b, whose product is annotated as importin 13b. The record is from RefSeq and is a predicted model, not a curated record. The transcript has 21 exons. Gene Ontology annotation, molecular function: small GTPase binding. NCBI's taxonomy places the organism in Eukaryota, Metazoa, Chordata, Actinopteri, Characiformes, Acestrorhamphidae. Gene Ontology annotation, biological process: protein import into nucleus. Bases 583 to 3468 code for a protein of 961 amino acids. Gene Ontology annotation, cellular component: cytoplasm; nuclear membrane.